AUGCGCUGGGCAUUCUGGCGGAGCGCAGACGAGCCCGGACCAAGUACCCCAACCCCUAUCGAGGAGGUCAUGGAGGUCCCGACGCUCACUCGCUUCGAGCGUACGCUGGUCGACGAGGAGAAGGUCCAGGCGCCUCAGUAUCCGACCUUCCAGGACGUGCCGACUUGCAUGACCCUGUUCGACCAGUUCUUCAUGUGCGCUGCCCUCAUGCCGCAGGUGCGUGCCAUCUACCGCUUUGGCCACCUCAAGGACUGCACACCCAAGUGGGAUGACUUCAAGUACUGCAUGAGCCUGAAGAGCGAAGACGAGGAAGAGCGGCGACAGGCGUGGAUCAAGCGCCGCGCCGAGUGGUGGGCACAUCGUCGCGUCGGGCCCAGCUCGGAGGACGUGUGGGAGGUGCGCGAGAAACCCCUCGAGAACUUCCCUCCUCUGUAUCCCGAAUACGACCUCGAUGAGAGCCAGGAUGCUGCCGGCACUGUGUAA
Cutaneotrichosporon cavernicola is the source of this 483-nucleotide messenger RNA. RefSeq lists its product as uncharacterized. Bases 1 to 483 code for a protein of 160 amino acids. NCBI's taxonomy places the organism in Eukaryota, Fungi, Basidiomycota, Tremellomycetes, Trichosporonales, Trichosporonaceae. The record is from RefSeq and is a predicted model, not a curated record. The transcript is spliced from 3 exons.